Messenger RNA from Kazachstania africana CBS 2517, 1836 nucleotides. It is a transcript of the gene DBP1, whose product is annotated as putative DEAD-box ATP-dependent RNA helicase DBP1. Gene Ontology annotation, molecular function: RNA helicase activity; ATP binding; RNA binding. Bases 1 to 1836 code for a protein of 611 amino acids. Gene Ontology annotation, cellular component: nucleus. The transcript has a single exon. The record is from RefSeq and is a predicted model, not a curated record. NCBI's taxonomy places the organism in Eukaryota, Fungi, Ascomycota, Saccharomycetes, Saccharomycetales, Saccharomycetaceae.
AUGUCAGAGUUACAAGAACAGAUUGGAAACCUCAGCAUUAGCGAGGACAAGAAGCAAAAUGGUCAAACAGAUCGUUCUUACGUUCCUCCUCACAUGAGAAAUAAGAAAGUGAGUAGAACUAGUAAUAAUGGUCCCUCCGUUCAACCAAAUAGAGGAUUUUUUAGCAGUAGACCUUCUCGUCAAAAGACAGGGUCGUUUUUUGGUGGUUCCGCUCCUCGCCAGGAUGAGUAUCACGGCUUCUCCAGUAGAUGGGUCGAUGGUAAGCAUAUUCCAGGUCCUAGAAAUGAGGGGUUAGAACUAAAAUUAUUUGGUGAGGCUUCUGAAAGUCACGGUUCAGGAGGUAUCAAUUUCGAUAAUUAUGAUGACAUCCCUGUGGAAGCCUCUGGUGAAGACGUCCCUGACCCUAUUAUGGAAUUUACGUCGCCUCCCCUAGAAGAAUUAUUACUAGAAAAUAUUAAACUUGCAAGAUUUACUAAACCAACUCCCGUUCAAAAAUAUUCCAUUCCUAUUGUCAGUAAAAAUAGAGAUUUGAUGGGUUGUGCUCAGACUGGGUCUGGUAAGACUGGUGGGUUCCUUUUCCCCAUACUUUCCGAAAUGUUCAUUAACGGUCCAUUGAACGUUCCAGAUAAAUCAAGGAACCAUUACAUGAGGAAGGGUUAUCCCACAGCAUUAGUGCUGGCACCUACUAGAGAACUAGCCACACAAAUUUUUGAAGAAUCAAGAAAAUUCACGUACAGAUCAUGGGUAAGACCUUGUGUUGUUUAUGGUGGUGCCCCCAUCGGGAAUCAGAUGAGAGAACUCGAUCGUGGUUGUGACCUAUUGGUGGCUACUCCCGGUAGAUUAAAUGAUUUACUGGAACGUGGUAAAAUUUCACUGAUGAAUGUCAGAUAUUUAAUUCUGGAUGAAGCUGAUAGAAUGCUAGAUAUGGGGUUUGAACCACAAAUUAGACACAUUGUAGAAGAUUGUGAUAUGCCUGAAGUUCAAGAUAGGCAGACAUUGAUGUUUUCCGCUACUUUCCCAAGAGAUAUUCAACAUUUAGCAAGAGAUUUCUUAAAAAAUUAUGUUUUCUUAUCUGUUGGUAGAGUAGGGUCCACUUCUGAAAAUAUUACUCAAAAAAUCAUAAUGGUGGAAGAUAUGGAUAAAAAAUCUGCUUUAUUAGAUUUACUAGCUUAUCAACACGAAGGUUUAACAUUAAUCUUCGUAGAGACUAAAAGAAUGGCAGAUCAAUUAACUGAUUUCUUAAUUAUGCAAAAUUUUAAUGCUACUGCCAUUCAUGGUGACAGAACACAAGAAGAACGUGAACGUGCUUUAGGCGCUUUCAAAGCUGGAAGAGCUGAUAUCUUAGUGGCAACCGCUGUGGCCGCUAGAGGUUUAGAUAUCCCAAAUGUUACAUUGGUUAUAAAUUUCGAUUUGCCUUCAGAUAUUGAUGAUUAUGUUCAUAGAAUUGGGAGAACUGGUCGUGCCGGUAAUACAGGUGUCGCAAUUUCAUUUUUUAAUUCAAAUAAUACAAACAUUGUCAAGGGUUUAGUCGAAAUUCUAGAGGAGGCAAAUCAGGAAAUCCCACAAUUUUUGAAAGAUGCAAUUAGAAGACCAUUAAUGUCAAGAGGAAGUGGCAAAUUUGGUAAUAGAGGUGGUAGUGGAUUUGGUAACCGUCACGAGAACACGAGAGAUUACCGUAAACAUACUUCAACUCGUGGAGGGGCUGCCAGCAGCUCCUGGGCAUCUACUGCUUCAAGGGGUGGUAGAUCUGGAAAUGGUUGGAACGGCGCUGUCAAUGACAGCGAUUCAUUCUGGAACGGUGGUAAAGAGUCAGGAAGUUCUGCUUCUUGGUGGUAA